AUGUCGGAGACGACGCAAAGUCCUGACGACGCUGCCGCCCAGCGAGCUGCUGAACAAGCGCGUCUUCGCAAAGAGCGCCGUGAAGCCAAGCUCAAAGCCGGGGGUUCUGCAAGGUUGAACAAGAUUACUGGUCUUGGAGGUCGUAUCCCAGGAGAACCAGAACCCACUACUGCGUCUACUGCCAUGGCUGAUGCCCCAACGCCAGCACCCGCUGCUUCAGCAUCCGCUGCGUCUGCUACCGCCGAUCAUGCCGACCCAGAAGAAGUCGAUAUCUCAGAUCACUACUACGAGCCGAAGCGGACUGCCACUUCACGAACGAAUGCACCUGGAAUCACAGAACCCGCCGUCUCAGAGGAUCAGCUGCGACAGAUGAUGCUUGGCUUUGAGCGUGGUAAUGGCAGCGGUACCGCUAGCCCUGCACCCGGAGCAGCUGAGGAAGAUCCCAUGAUGAAGAUGAUGUCCCAGCUGAUGGCUGGUGCUGGUCUUCCUGCUGGCUCAAUGCCUCCUUUUCCCGGUAUGCCAGGCAUGGCGCCCGGCCAAGGACCCCCCGUACCGCCCACGGCCGUCCGCAAUAGCGCCUCUACAAACCUCUGGCGUCUUCUCCACGCCCUCGUAGCUCUCGGCUUGGGCUUCUACAUCGUCAUCCUUACCCCAUUCACUGGCAGCAAGAUCGAGCGUGAGCGUGCCGCUCUUGCAGGCACGACACCCGCCGACCCGCUCAUCGCAGCCGCCGAGCCUGAGCUUGAGACGGAACUGGAGCACCGCAAAAAGCUGUUCUUUUGGACAUUUGCCACAGCUGAGUCGCUGCUACUCACAACUCGCUUCUUUCUGGAUAGGAGAGGCAGCCCCCCUUCUGGCAUUGUAGGUACUGUGGUGCAAUUCUUACCCCAGCCUGCCAAGGGAUAUGUUGAGGUCGUGAUGCGUUAUGGUCAGAUAUUUACCACAGUGAGGAGUGAUAUACUGGCCUGUAUUUUUGUGUUAGGGGCUGUUGCUUGGUUUAAGGGAUAA
This is a messenger RNA of Fusarium subglutinans, 1008 nucleotides long. RefSeq lists its product as uncharacterized. Lineage: Eukaryota; Fungi; Ascomycota; Sordariomycetes; Hypocreales; Nectriaceae. The transcript is spliced from 2 exons. Bases 1 to 1008 code for a protein of 335 amino acids. Gene Ontology annotation, biological process: retrograde vesicle-mediated transport, Golgi to endoplasmic reticulum. The record is from RefSeq and is a predicted model, not a curated record.